Messenger RNA from Rangifer tarandus platyrhynchus (Svalbard reindeer), 720 nucleotides. The record is from the annotation of a GenBank genome assembly. NCBI's taxonomy places the organism in Eukaryota, Metazoa, Chordata, Mammalia, Artiodactyla, Cervidae.
AUGAGUCAGCCCAUGAAGAAAAUGUUUGAAAACAGCCAAGUACCAGGCUGUGGCCUGCUCCAGCUCGGCUCCGGGCAGGCAAGUGCACAGAGCAGGGGAGACCGUUCCCCUGCCGCCAUCAUCAGAAGUCACGGACAUCCCCCACCCUCGACGAGCAGCCGUACCCGCAGCUUCCCUCCGUGCUCCCAAGUCCACUUCACGAGCAGGACAGGGUGCUGCAGGGACACACGGAGGCUGGGCUCACGCCUGGCUCCUCCUUCACCGACGCGGGGUCCUGGGAAGUCACUGUCCGACUCUGUGCCUCUGCGAUCCCUCCUGCAAAGUGGGCACUCAAGUCCUAACGCUCUCCUGAUUGAACUCGAUCAAGUCUGCGACCCCAUGUUCACAGUGGAGACACGGCUUCUCAUCCACGUGGCGUCAGCACCUGCUGAGUGUUCUCAGAACCAGGACCCAGGCCCUCACCGGACCAGUCAGGGUCUCACCAGCACCUGCAAGGCACCCGUGGCCUUCACCCUAGCCUUAGAAAUGAUAGGUGUCCCCAGUGAGAAGGCUGUGUGUGCAGACAGCAGCCACUCCAGAUCUCGCUCCGCCCGGGAGGAGGCGGAGGCCCAGGGCUUGCAGGAACACGCAGGUUUGGACCCGCUGAGGCGCAGCCAGCCCCGCCGGCACGUGGCUGCCCCGCAGGCUGCUCCCAGCGUGCGCUCUGCUCAGCAAGCCUGA